AUGGCUUCAAUAUCAGCGAGUCUUAGCAGUAAAAGGAUUAAUUUAUACCGAAACGUCAUUGCCGCAUUACCGACGUCGCUGGCCACAGAUGACCACAUGCACUCCAAUCAGAAGCGACUUGCUUGCUUAGAAGAGCUUGGCAAUCUUCUGAGAACAGGCCAUAUGGCGAGUGAGUGUCGGCGAUUGGCGAUGCUUGCUAAUGCGGGAGAAUCCGAUGAAUCAGCAGGCAGAAGUUCGGCCUUCUCUCGGUCGAGCAAUGCUUGGGAGUACUAA
This is a messenger RNA of Pseudocercospora fijiensis CIRAD86, 273 nucleotides long. RefSeq lists its product as uncharacterized. Lineage: Eukaryota; Fungi; Ascomycota; Dothideomycetes; Mycosphaerellales; Mycosphaerellaceae. The transcript has 7 exons. The record is from RefSeq and is a predicted model, not a curated record. The coding region runs from base 1 to 273 and encodes 90 amino acids.